CUGGAGAUCAGGGAGAGAGAGUAAGCAGUCGAGUGAAUGAGUGAGCUGAGGGACGGAAAGGAGGAGGCUGGAGAGAGAAUAACAGCAAGUGAGCUGAGAGCAGGCAGAUUACAGCUGGAUGCAGCCCAUACGCGUACGUACAACUGUCUCACAUAAUUUAUCUCUCUCAUGCAGCACUGCAAGAUCAUGAGGGGAGAUACUAUUUUCUUCCAUCUACAAACGGUAUGAAGAGAAGUAAAUUAAGAAGAAUAUAAAGAAACAGUGGGAAACAAAAGACAAGGGAACGACUGUAGGAAAGACAAUAAGAAGAACGCAACAAACUUCCCCUCUAAAGGAUUUUUCAAUUUGUUUGUGGCCCGAUUUUGAGGCUGUGAGUACCUGUCCUCGUCCUCUUGAAGAGCUCUUCAUAUCCUGACACCAUGUCACUGAGGGUUAGAUCAAGCAACAACAGCUCUGGCUGCCACCUCUGGGUGAUGCUACUCCCCCUGCUCUGCUCUCUGUUCCUGGCACGGGUCUCCACUCUGAGCACAGAGGACUCACAGUCCACCGCUGCCACGAUGCUGCCAGAGGACUGGACCAGCAGCACCACAGUCCCACUGCAACCAGACCUGCAGACUGUAGCUCAAACACCCACAGAGGAGCCAGCGGAGGCACCAACAGAAGAUCAGAUGGAGAUUCUGACAGAGCUGCAGACUCAGGUCUUCACCAACAACUAUACAGGUCUGUCCUGCGUCCCUGUCCUGCCCCCUCGUCGGGGUUCCUUCUAUGUGGAGAGUGGAACAGGCAUGUCGGUUGGCAGUGUGCUGGCCUUCUGGUGCAGAGAGGGAUACCAGCUGGUCGGCAGCGACAGAAUUUCCUGCCAUGUCAGAAGAGGCAAAGCGCAGUGGAGCAACUACCUCCCCGUCUGUGAAGCAAUCCCCAGACCAGAGGAUCGUGGACUGAGGGUGGCUGUCUUGGCAUCAGUUGUGAGUGGCAUCGUCAUUUUUGCCAUGUCCUUGUCCUUCCUUGUCUGCUGCCUGCAGGAGCGAUCUAGCCAGGACCGUGCCAAGAAAGAGUGCCGGAGCAGACGCAGAGAGAAGCGAUCCAGCCGCCGCAGUGAGUGUUGGCUGGAGACAGAAGAAGGAGAGUGGGAAGCUUUCCCUCCACCCAAGAUCUUCCACCUGUCUCAAAGAAUGAACCCCCGUCUGGCUCCCGACAGUCCACUCUACCUAACAGGAGGCCUCGGUGGCUAUGAGAACAGAGGAUAUCAAAGGAGUCAGGAGAGUCUGCUGAAGAGCUCUCUGCCCGGACUUUACCGUUCUGAGUCGCAGCUGUACCCACAUGUCGUUCUUCAGAGAGUCCCGACCCCGACUGCGCCCUCUCUUCCUUCUGCUCCAUCGGCUCCUCUGUAUCUCCACCUUCCCCCAUCUUCUUCAGCAGGCUCCUCCCCCGCCCACACCACUAACCAAAGCCAGCCACGGAUCAUAACACAGUACCCCACGCCAACAUAUCCACCCAACUCAGGUGUGCCUGCUUACCCCCACCCAACACCAGCUCCCAUUUACCCCAACCCUAAUCCUCCACCUCAGAGGCCGUGGCAGUAGCUUUGCCAUCCAUUUUCCUGUUCUUCAGGGUUUUCCAGCCGAAUAUACAGAAGCGCAAAGAAAGAAAAGGUCAGAGUCAUGUUCUGGAGAGGUCCCUUCAAUCUAUCUUAUCCCUGUUUUCUUCCACAGAAGUCUGAAAAUAGCUCGCUCCAAUGCAGACAUAAAGGACAUGCAGAGAACGACAAAACACUCCCUUUUACUGCAUAUUUGAUGCACUUCUCCAGUCGCUAGAACAAUUGAGUUUUUUUAGUUCUUCCUGAAUUGCUGCUGCAAUAUUUGCAUAAAUAGAAGGUCAUCAGAGAAAAUUCUGCUUUCUACAUGCUCUAUCAAGCCAGCGAACAAAGAACUUUGGGUUGGGUUACCGUUUGUGCACUAACCUCAUUCUUAAGAGAAACCUGCCAUAGUAGAUGUGUUUAGGCAGCUCUCGGCCAUUUAAUCUACCUUUUCUAGGUGUUGCUGAUCUAAUAAAGUUUUAACUGAAUGAAAUGAGUAUUGACUUAACCUCUGGAAGUAAAGGCCAUUUUGAGCAGAACUGUGAGCAUGUACAUGACUAGAGCUAUUUUUUUAUCAAAUUCUGUUACUUUUGGGACCUGACUGGCACAAACACCGACUGAAAUGCUGCUGUUGUUCCAGGCACAAAAACAAGUCAAUAUUGUACUGUUUGUAUGGAUUUUGAAAAAUAGAGAUGCUUCCCAACUGAUCUUCAACAACAAAACAGUUCUGUUUUUGUUUUCUCUUUGUGUUAUCUUACAAAAGUCUGUGGUCGAGCGUUUUGCUGACUAGAUAUUGUAGCAUUGUCCGACAAGGGCUACUGAUUUGCUUAGGUUCCACUACACAGAGCCUUCAGCGGGUCCUAUUGGACCAGGGUUUAAAGUGUAACUUUUAUGUUAAAGGAAUACUUGUUUUAAGUAAAUUUCUGGUUUUGUAUAAUUCAAGUUGUAUAAAAGAAUGCAAAUCUAUUGUUGAUGCAUUGUAAACUCACCUGAGCUUGUGUGUAAAGCUGCAACGAAACACUGUUCAAGUUUACACCAGCGAGACUUUUGGGGUGUUUACCAGCCAUUUGUCUGUUCUUCUGAGCAUAAGACGGUUCGGUUGAUUGGGAACGUCCAUGAACAGCAGUUUUCAACUCUUGCUACAAAUUCUCAGCUGGAUUUAGGUGUGCACUUUGACUUAACUGACCUAAGAAAUAAAAAUGCUUUGAUCUAAAUCAUUCCAUUGUAUCUCUGGGUGCGUUUUCAGAGUCAUUGUCCUGCUGGAAUGUGAAACUCCACCCAGUUUCAGGUCUUUAGCAGUCUCUUGUGCUUAGCUCCAUCCAUCUUUCCUUUAAAUGUGGCAGCUUCUCUGUCCCUGCAAAAUAAGGUCAUCCCACCAGCAUGGGGCUACUCAGACUGAUGUGCAGUAUUAGUUUUCUGCAGUCUAACCAGAGUAACUUAUUCAUCGUUUCCUGUCUGCCCUACACGUGCUGUGAAAAAGCCUUUCUUCUUGCCACUCCUCCAUAAAGUUCUGUUUGUGCCAUGCUGGCUCAUAAUCAUAUAGAUUUUCCCAACUUAGCUGUGGAUCUCUGCAACUCCUCCAAAGAUACCAAGGGCCUUUCGGCUGCUUCUAUGAUUGAUAUUUUUCUUACCUGGCCAAUCAGUUGCAAAAAAAUAAAACUCGGUUUGCUUGUUUCUAUACACGUGUGUUUAUGGUCUUCUGUUUCCAACAUUUU
Fundulus heteroclitus (mummichog) is the source of this 3291-nucleotide messenger RNA. Its product is annotated as CCP domain-containing protein. The transcript is spliced from 5 exons. Gene Ontology annotation, cellular component: plasma membrane. The record is from RefSeq and is a predicted model, not a curated record. The coding region runs from base 420 to 1583 and encodes 387 amino acids. NCBI's taxonomy places the organism in Eukaryota, Metazoa, Chordata, Actinopteri, Cyprinodontiformes, Fundulidae.